Annulohypoxylon truncatum is the source of this 1449-nucleotide messenger RNA. RefSeq lists its product as uncharacterized. Lineage: Eukaryota; Fungi; Ascomycota; Sordariomycetes; Xylariales; Hypoxylaceae. Bases 113 to 1333 code for a protein of 406 amino acids. The record is from RefSeq and is a predicted model, not a curated record. The transcript has a single exon. Gene Ontology annotation, biological process: regulation of alternative mRNA splicing, via spliceosome.
AAUCAUAGUGGACCUUCCGAGCCACUUUCGACCAAGAAAACGACUUGACGAAUUGAACCCGAACAACUCUCCCACCCAAGAUAUUUUAAGAAGAGAUCUGGGAAUUGUAAAUAUGAGCAAACCAGGCUUUUCAUUUGGCCUUAGUCUCGCCAAGAAGCCUGGCGCUUCAAAACCGGCUCCCCCAAAACGGAAGCCAAUGUUCGGUGGCGAUGACGAUUCAGACAACGAUGCGAAUGCACGGUCGACCGAUGGACCUCAAGCGACCACGAUAUCCGAAAUAGACGAUUUUACGACAGAAUCUCCAAAUCCCCAGCCAAGCAAAAAACCACAGCUAAAGCCGAACAAUGGCCCGCCGUCGCAACCCCCGAACGGCAAAGUCAAAAAAUCACAAAUAUCAAUGUUCGGUGAUUUAUCGAGCUCGCUAGAAUCGCGCAAACACCAAGAAGCUGCGGAAGAAUUAGACCCUUCGAUAUAUGACUACGAUGCGGUCUACGAAUCACUGAAACCGGAGAAAAAGGCUACGCAAGAAGAUGUCGAGAGGAAACCGAAGUACAUGAAGAACCUGAUCGCGUCCGCCGCUAUACGGAAACGCGACGCGCUAAUCGCCGAAGAGAAAAAGAUUGCGCGGGAACGGGCAGAGGAAGGCGAGGAAUACGCCGACAAGGAGAAGUUCGUCACGGAAGCAUACAAGAAGCAGCAAGAAGAGAAUCGACGGAUCGAAGAAGAGGAACGUAAGCGCGAGGAAGAAGAAGCCAAGAAAAAUAAAGGAGGUGGCAUGACUGCUUUCUACAAGGACCUACUAGAGAGGGGUGAGCAACGGCAUGCAGAGGUUGUCAAGGCGGCAGAGGAACGCGCAAAGACGGGCCCCAAGGACGACGAAAUACAGGAAGAGAAAGUGAAGACAGACGCGGACGUAGCGAGAGAGAUCAAUGAGAAGGGCGGUUCCAUCGCUAUCAAUGAGGAGGGCCAAGUAGUGGACAAGCGCCUGCUGCUUAAAGGUGGUCUUAACCUGGGAGCGACUCCAAAACAAGAACCUCGAAAAGAGACCAGCAAAGGGCAAGAUCGCAGAGACGACCGAGGUCCGUCGCGCGGCUUUGUUGGUGCCGGUGGGAAGCAAGCUAUGCGGGAAAGGCAAACUCGGAUGCUCGAGGCGCAGCUGGAGCAAUCUCUCAAGAGAUCUAUGGAGGAAGAGGAAGCGGAGAAGCAAAAGGUCGAACGCGCAUCGAAGAGCCGCAAAACCGAGUCCGACGUUUCGAGCGCCCGGGAGAGAUACCUUGCACGUAAGAGAGAAGCGGAAGAAGCCAAGAAAAAGGCUGCUGCGGGGAAACCAUGAGCAGAAUUCUAUACCCAUCCCAACCUGUAUAAAGACAGGAUAUCCAUCGAAAAGGCUAUGCCUUCGUAUAAUGUACACUUUAUGUUCCCGUUCCCGUUGUUUCUAUCACAUCGUAA